Molecule: messenger RNA, 481 nt
Organism: Ochotona princeps (American pika)
Lineage: Eukaryota; Metazoa; Chordata; Mammalia; Lagomorpha; Ochotonidae
Product: small ribosomal subunit protein uS11m-like
Exons: 2
Coding region: 1-480 (159 amino acids)
Biological process (GO): maturation of SSU-rRNA from tricistronic rRNA transcript (SSU-rRNA, 5.8S rRNA, LSU-rRNA); translation; ribosomal small subunit assembly
Cellular component (GO): mitochondrial small ribosomal subunit; ribosome
Molecular function (GO): small ribosomal subunit rRNA binding; structural constituent of ribosome; mRNA 5'-UTR binding
Source: RefSeq, a predicted model, not a curated record
AUGACGUUUGUCUACAUCUUACAGUGUUUUUUGAAAGUUGGACACUUGAGGGUCGGUGCGCGCCAUGCAGGCUUCAGCAUCUACCCCCCACUUCCGGGGCAGGAGAGCUCCCUGAGGUGGGCAGGAAAGAAAUUUGAGGAGAUCCCGAUUGCACACAUCAAGGCAUCCUAUAACAACACACAGAUCCAGGUCGUAUCUGCCACCAACCAAUCACUCGCCCGCACAUCCUGUGGCACAGAGGGGUUUCGGAAUGCCAAGAAGGCCACCGGUGUCGCCGCACAGACGGCAGCCAUAGCUGCAGCGGCAAAAGCCUCAGGGAAGGGGGUGACACACGUCUGCGUGGUGGUGAAGGGCCUGGGGCCAGGGCGCCUGUCUGCCAUCAAGGGGCUGACCAUGGGGGGCCUGGAAGUGAUCUCCAUCACAGAUAACACCCCUAUCCCGCACAACGGCUGCCGCCCCAAGAAGGCCAGGAGGCUGUGAG